Molecule: messenger RNA, 4626 nt
Organism: Cottoperca gobio
Lineage: Eukaryota; Metazoa; Chordata; Actinopteri; Perciformes; Bovichtidae
Gene: tnfrsf21
Product: tumor necrosis factor receptor superfamily, member 21
Exons: 6
Coding region: 372-2447 (691 amino acids)
Biological process (GO): neuron apoptotic process; adaptive immune response; signal transduction
Cellular component (GO): plasma membrane
Molecular function (GO): protein binding
Source: RefSeq, a predicted model, not a curated record
ACUGAAGGAGAGCCGCACUGCACACUGAAAAAGCCUGGACAGGGCGAGGCGGCGUUUCCAGUGUGGCCCGCAUCCAUCAUCGCUAUGGGAAUUACCACAGCGUUCUUUCUGAACCAAGCCCUGAUCCCGUACUAUCUGAAACCGGUCCACCUGGAGGCACGGACUAUAAAACACUGCAGUUGAGAUUGUCGCUGCACCAGAGCCCGGCUCAGCUUAUCUCCUCCAGUAAACUGAGGAGGAGAUUGAUGAUGAUGAUGAUGAUGAUGAUGAUGAUGAUGAGUAACAUUUAAAGAUGAGAAGUGUUUCUCUAGUAAACAACUUGAACUAGGACAUUUGCUCGACCCUCAUCUUGUAUUUUGUAAAUCAGGACGAUGUCUGCCAUGUAUGUGUCCGCAGUGCUCUUAUGUACAGUGGUGGUUGACAUCUCAGCCCGGGUUUUGACCACAUCCAGCCCAGCUGACCGAUCCCUCCUCUCUCCCCGCCACUAUCAGCACACCGACCCCGACUCGGGCACCCAGCUGGUCUGUGACAAGUGCCCUGCAGGGACCCAUGUGUCCGUCCACUGCUCCCCAACAGCUGUUAGGGAGUGCAGCCGCUGCCCUGAAGGCACCUUUACAAGGGGCGAGAAUGGGCUGCAGAAAUGCCAUCCCUGUCGGGUUCCGUGUCCUGCAGGCUUCAUUGAGAAAGUGAUCUGCACUCCCAUCCAGGACCGAGUCUGCACAUGUCCCACCAACAGCUUUUUGUUUGGGCAUGGUGACACAGAGUGUAAGCCCCAUUCGCUGUGUCCACCAGGGACCAGGGUUAAAAGACGGGGCAGUGAAACAGACGACGUGCUCUGUAGGCCGUGCACCAAGGGGACUUUCUCAGAUAUGGAGUCGAGUGUGGUGAAGUGCCGAACUCACACAGACUGUCAAGCUCAGGGACUGGUGCAGCUCACACCAGGGACUAAAGAGACAGAUAACGUCUGUGGACCCCCUUCUACCUCUUCAUCUGCGCCUGUCUCCACAACCACCCUACUGGGGCCUGCACAGGCUGUGCUUGCAGAGGACCCUUCUUCAUCAACUCCUCCAUCAUCACUAAGUGGACCUGCACAUAAAGGCACCUACAGUCAGUCAGCAGCCAUUCAACUAAGGAGAAACCCGGGUAGGGAAGACCACCAUGCAGAGGGGCUACUCCUCAACUGGCCUGGCGCUCCAAUCCCACAAAAUCGUGAUCCUCCGCGGAUUCCACCGCUUCCAGCUCACAAGCAUCUCUUAGAACUUAAGCCCGAGCCCGGGCAACCCAAUUCUGACCCUGUGACAGGCCCCAACAAGAGGGGGAUGGAGGAUCUGGAGGGUGCAGAAGUAGUCAGGGUAGGGCUGGGUAUCAGCAAGGUAGCCGGACAGGGGAGCGGAGGUGGUGGAAGUGGGGUCUCCAGCUACUACAGGCCCACUCGCAGGGGAUCUCCAAGGCCAAGCACACAUGAUCACUUUGACAUCAACGAGCACCUCCCCUGGAUGAUAGUGCUGCUGCUCCUGCUGGUGCUGGUGGUGAUCGUGAUCUGCAGCGUGAAGCGAAGCUCUCACGUGCUGAAGAAGGGCCCCAUGCAGGACCCUAGCAGCAUCAUUGAGAAGGCAAUUCAGAAAAAAACAUCUGUGCCUCGAUCGCAGGUCAAAGAAAAGUGGAUCUACUACUCCAAUGGACAAGGGGUGGAUAUCCUAAAACUGGUGGCGGCCCAGGUCGGCACUCAAUGGAUAGACAUCUAUCAGUCGCUGGCGAACGCCACGGAGAGGGAGGUGGCCGCCUUCUCCAAUGGCUACUUGUCCGAUCACGAGCGGGCAUACGCAGCGCUGCAGCACUGGACCAUCCGGGACAGCGACGCCAACCUGGCCAAGCUGAUAAACGCAUUGCACCGACAGCGCCGCAUCGACGUGGUAGAGAAGAUCCGCUGUGUCAUGGAGGACAACCCACAGUUUGACAUCAACCAGCUGAUGACCUCAGUGAAUGUAAGCCAAAGCCUCAGUCCCGUCCACAAGCCGCUCGAGUCUCCCUGCAGCGUCGGCAGCAACAGCAACGGUGGUGGUAGUGUGGGCGGGGCCAGCGGCGUGGGCCUGGAGCAGUCGCCGGUGGACCGCAUCAAAGGCUUUUUCCCCGACGAAUCGGAGCCCCUGCUGCGCUGUGACUCCACCUCCAGUAAAGACUCCGCCCUGAGCAGGAACGGCUCCUUCAUUACCAAAGAGAAGAAAGACACUGUUCUGCGGCAGGUGCGUCUAGAUUCCUGCGACCUGCAGCCUAUCUUUGACGACAUGCUGCACAUCCUCAACCCAGAGGAGUUGCACAUCAUUGAGGAGAUCCCAGCUGCUGAGGACAAGCUGGACCAGUUGUUUGAGAUCGCGGGAGUCAAGAGUCAGGAGGCCAGCCAGACGCUGCUAGACUCGGUCUACAGUCACCUCCCUGACCUGUUAUAGUGGAGGAGGGAGGUAGAAACCACACAGAUGAGACAUGGCACAGGAAUUAAAAAAGGUGGCUCAGUAGGAGGGAUGACCCAGAUCUGGUGUGAAUUUUGAAAGUCUGACUUGCCAUGUCACAUUGUCACAUGAUUUGAGCUGGGUGUUGAAGUGGUUAUCUACUCCCUCCAAUGACUCAAAUCUUUGCUGGUACUUUAAUCCUCUUUACCCUCCAAUCUUCUUCAAUUGUCUUGUGUGUCUACCAUGAUACAGUACCAUUAUACUUAAUGAGCGUCGAGCUCAAUGUAAUUCAAGUGUCACACAAGGGAGUACUUUCUUCAUUUUUCUUAAGUAUAAGCCUUGUUAAAGGUGAUAUUAUCAGAGUAUUGUGACCUUAACAAUGAGGCUCAAGAGCCUCCAAACAUAGAAAAAGCUGGUUUGAAGAAGCUGACUACGUGGAAAAACAUAAAAAGCACUUUCUUUACCUUAACUGGCCAAUGCCUUCACUUUUAAAGGUCAAUUCUGGGGUUUUUGUCAGUUGUACAAAUCAUCCAGGCUUCUCUUGCCUUUAACAUGAUUUCAGUGUUUGAAUUUCUAAUUUACCAUGGUGGUUGUUGCUAAAUGAUUGCAUAAAAGGAAACUACACACAGACAAUAGUACAUAAGCUAUAACUAUAAAUGACACUGGUAUUAUUCUUAGGGUUUUAAAGUUUCUUGGAAACCACAUUCACAGAUAUAUUGCCCAGGUAUGAAUUGAUCUAUAAGUCAUGUGCCUAAGCUGGUCCCUUUUCUCAGCCCUUAAUUUUUUCUAUCCACCCCCUCUAAUUGCCUAUACCUGGAGCAGAUCAUCUGUGGGUUUUAUAAUUUUACUGGAUUAGACAUCAAAAUAAUGGAAUAUUACAAUACUGGAAUACCAUUAACCUAAUCUAAUAAUAUGAUAUGUGGCUUUACCUUCGAACUGUUGUUGUACAAAGGCUCCAAAACUAAAAAUGAACUGGACAGGAAGGGUGCAGUGUUUACUGCCCCUUGCCUGCUUCUCUGGAACCAAAGCCAUAUAUCUAAAAUGUUUUAGAUACGUCGCUUUGGAAGCUCGGUCACUGAUGGACUCAAGGACAGUAAGGAAUGAAAACUUCUACCAGUACACGCACAUUCAGAUUUCUGCUAGCUAGCCCUGUUUGCCUCAACAAAUGUAGCGUUGAUAAAGUGUUCUUGAUACAUUUUGGAGCUUCAUGUGUGGAUGUCUGAGUGUUUCAGUGCUAUAGUAAAAGUAAUAGAAUACAAGUGAUUUUUUUAUGCAGUGGUAUGUCGCUACAUGCUCUAUGAAGUUGAUUAAAUGUAGUAAUGAUGCACUAAUUCUAUUUCUAUUGAAGAGGCAGACAUGUAUUUUCCUUGUCCUUCAUUUUCUGUUUCUUUUAUUCUGAAACGCUCUUCACUAACAUUUGGUUUUGUUGUCUUUUUUUCCACAUUUAGUUUGAUUUAUUAUGUUAUUGUAGCAUCUCUUUGUUAUCAUUUAUACUUCUUUGUAUCUCGUGUUUAUGGGCAUUCAAAUGUAUUCACCCCUGCUUGGCGUGACAAGAUGACCUGGCUGGGAUGUAAGAUAUGCAUACUCCAUACUCUACUUGAAGUCUAAUUGUGUUACUUGAUUUAAAUGAGGAAGAAAUCAUUUACACUCCAAGUUCAAUGUUCUUAAAAUAAUAAUAAAACUGAAAAGCACCACCAAAAAAAAAACUCAUCAACGUUGGGAGAUGAUUUUGCAGGCGCCAUGAGAGCAGCAAAUGAUGGACUCUGUUUUCACCAAGCCAGUUACUAUCAAAGUUCCUUUGGUGCUAGAUGUGAACUCUCACCGGUUGGCCUGACACAGGGGUUCUUAACCCUGGACUAAUGACUAUUUCAAGUAUUCCAGACUGAGUGAAGAAGAUUAAAGGGUGUGCUGCUGUGGACUGUGGGAUGUUGACAAUGAUGAGGAUGGUGAUGAUGAGAAUCAGAAUGUGUGAGCUCGCUCUCUCCACAACGCUGUGGAGACACAAACUGCAGGGUGUGAGUUUAUUUUCUAAGGAAGUCUGACAGGAUGAAGGUGAGAUAUGAAACGCACAUGUGGUUCGAGUGGAUGAUUUUAUCACAAUUUACCUGUGUAACCAGUAUGUUUACUACUAUGUAACCUCUUAAAAUCAACCAAUUAAAGCUCAAAGCAUUUGUCAUAA